Messenger RNA from Cucurbita maxima (winter squash), 1746 nucleotides. RefSeq names its product protein TRAUCO-like. The coding region runs from base 209 to 1513 and encodes 434 amino acids. NCBI's taxonomy places the organism in Eukaryota, Viridiplantae, Streptophyta, Magnoliopsida, Cucurbitales, Cucurbitaceae. Gene Ontology annotation, molecular function: protein binding; transcription cis-regulatory region binding. Gene Ontology annotation, cellular component: Set1C/COMPASS complex. The record is from RefSeq and is a predicted model, not a curated record. The transcript is spliced from 2 exons.
CUUGAGCUAAGUACCCAAAAGUUUGUCCAUUUCAGUUCCUCAGCCCUAUCUGGUUCAGACUCUCAAGUCCAAAUCCUUUCUCCAUCGGACUCUCUCAUGGUUCCUCCAAAUUCCCACUGAAAUUCUCAAGGUUCACGUAUGUAAUCAGCAUCACUCUUCUUCUUCAACACUACUGCCCAAUUUUCAAACCCUACUGGAGCUUGUUCUCAUGGAUUCCCUCCGUUCCACUUACAGAGAUGAAGACGAUGAAGAAGACGAGUCCGUUCCCGCCGCUGAAAUUGACCCACCGGAGCUUCCUGAACCACCAAUGGAUGCGAAUGUUAGCGGCUCCUCAACAGAGCCCCAGGAUGGUGCCAGACAAGACCCACCUGAUGCUUCUGAAGAAAUCUCCGAAGAGGAACCGGCUUCUGAUGACACUGAGAAAUCGGCUAAAUUAGCGAAGUCACCUGGGAACGACGACGACGACGAUGAAAACCCACCUACGAAGAAGCGGAAGCAAUUGUCUUCGCUUAACCAGCCUGUGGAGGAGGAGAAAUCGCCAUUGCUUGAAUCGGAUACUGCUAAGAACAAUGGUUCGGCUAGUGGUAAUGCUGCACAGGCGGCAACGGCUUUGAAUCCGAAGAAAUCGAAGAAGAAGAACAAUAAUGUUUGGGGCACGAAGUCGACUCGGAAGGGGAAAAAGAAGAACAAAGCUAAUAACAAUCACAAUGCACCAACUGAGGAUCCUGUCUUGAUCACUCCAGUUCCGAGGUUCCCUGAUAAAGGGGAUGACAAUUCCGAUAUGCAAAUAUGUUUGUCAAAGGUUUAUAAGGCGGAGAAAGUUGAAUUGAGUGAUGACAGAAUGAGUGCUGGUAGUACAAAGGGGUAUAGAAUGGUGAGGGCCACUAGAGGGGUGGAGGAAGGGGCAUGGUAUUUUGAAAUCAAGGUGGUGAGCUUGGGGGAGACUGGACAUACUCGGCUCGGAUGGUCGACGGAGAAAGGGGACUUGCAGGCUCCGGUCGGGUACGACGGGAAUAGCUUUGGGUAUAGAGAUAUUGAUGGAAGUAAGGUGCAUAAGGCUUUAAGGGAGAAAUAUGGAGAGGAGGGAUAUAAGGAAGGUGAUAUCAUUGGUUUCUAUAUCAAUUUGCCUGAUGGGGCUUUAUAUGCGCCCAAGCCGCCACACUUUGUUUGGUAUAAGGGGCAGAGGUACAUUUGUGCUCCUGAAGGGAAAGAGGAGCCGCCUAAAGUAGUUCCUGGAAGCGAGAUUUCGUUCUUCAAAAACGGAGUAUGCCAAGGGGUUGCAUUCACGGAUCUGAACGGAGGUCGCUAUUAUCCUGCAGCCUCCAUGUACACUCUUCCUAAUCAACCAAAUUGUGUAGUCAAGUUCAACUUCGGCCCAGAUUUCGAAUCCUUUCCCGAGGACUUUCAGGGUCGUCCUUUGCCCCAACCCAUGGUCGAUGUACCUUACCAUGGCUUUGACAACCAACUUGAAAACGGAGUUUCGAGCGAGAAAAACACAGUAGUUACCAAGUAGUACCAUCUUUUCUUUCAUGUGUACUCUUAGUUUAUGUGCAUUAGGAUUGACAAUGGGAAGAUGAGUGGUGUAAAUUUUUCUAGUUACAGCUUACAAUCAGCUUACAGUCAGCAGAAGAAAGCAAUGUUCUAUGUGAGUAGUGAUAGACACUGCAUGAGCCCAACAACAUUUGUCUGAUUUGCUUAUAAGUUCUUUAAGGCCAGAUUCAUGAGAUAUCCUAGUUAUUUCUUUUU